Anopheles nili is the source of this 1168-nucleotide messenger RNA. Its product is annotated as protein Notchless-like. NCBI's taxonomy places the organism in Eukaryota, Metazoa, Arthropoda, Insecta, Diptera, Culicidae. Bases 1 to 1089 code for a protein of 362 amino acids. The transcript is spliced from 4 exons. Gene Ontology annotation, biological process: ribosomal large subunit assembly; Notch signaling pathway. Gene Ontology annotation, cellular component: nucleolus. The record is from RefSeq and is a predicted model, not a curated record. Gene Ontology annotation, molecular function: protein binding.
AUGCCGGCCGAGAUUCAAAAUCUUCGGAGCGCUAAAGAAACAGUAAUGGAUUUUCAAUCGGAUCUGAACACCGAAACACCCCACUACACCUGCACUGGCCACCGGCAAUGGGUGAUGUGUGUAGCCUGGGCACCGGAUUCGCUGAAGGUCGCAUCAGCGUGUAAAGCCGGCGAGAUUCGUAUCUGGUGUCCGGACACGGGCAAGCAGCUUGGUCGGCCACUCGUGGGCCACAAGAAGUGGAUUAGCUGCCUGUCUUGGGAGCCGUACCAUCGGAAUGCGGAUUGUCGCUUCCUGGCAAGCGCGGGAAACGAUAAUGAUGCGCGGAUUUGGGACGUGGUGCUUGGCACCUGCGUACGUUUGAUCGCGGGUCACACGGCGUCUGUUACGGCUGUACGUUGGGGUGGUUCUGGACUGCUCUACACAUCCUCCCGUGACAGGACGAUCAAGAUGUGGCGUGCUGAGGAUGGUGUGCUGUGUAAGACGUUCACCGGACACGCUCAUUGGGUCAAUAACCUCGCCCUCAACACGGAUUACGUGCUUCGUACGGGCCCAUUCCAUCCGGUGAUGGACAAAAAUCUGAUGCAUUCCGGCAGCGACAAGGACACGUUGAAACGGAUGGCCCUCGAGCGGUACGAGAAGGUUUGCCCGGACGGGAUGGAGUCGUUUGUAUCUUGCUCGGAUGAUUUCACGCUGUAUUUGUGGCGUGCGAAUCAGAAGCAGUUUGUCACUCGAAUGACUGGCCACCAGAACGUGGUGAACGACGUGAAGUAUUCCCCAGAUGUAUCGCUUGUGGCAUCCGCUUCAUUCGACAAAUCGAUCCGGCUUUGGCGUGCCAGCGAUGGUGCUUUUAUUUGCGCUUUGCGUGGCCACGUGCAGGCGGUGUAUACGGUGGCCUGGUCAGCGGACUCGCGAUUGGUACUGAGUGGCAGCAAGGAUUCCACGUUAAAGGUUUGGAGCGUAAAGGAACGCAAACUCGCUCAAGAGCUGCCUGGCCAUGCGGACGAGGUGUAUGGCGUCGAUUGGGCCCCAGACGGGUCACGUGUUGCCUCAGGUGGCAAGGACAAGGUGUUGAAAUUAUGGGCAUACUAAGCCAAGAAGGAGUGAGUAAGAUUCCUCUCUCGGGUGAACGCGUUACGCCAACUCGAAAUUAAAAGAUUUAUUUCCACAC